Molecule: messenger RNA, 871 nt
Organism: Perkinsus marinus ATCC 50983
Lineage: Eukaryota; Perkinsozoa; Perkinsida; Perkinsidae
Product: mRNA turnover protein 4 mrt4, putative
Exons: 8
Coding region: 30-770 (246 amino acids)
Biological process (GO): nuclear-transcribed mRNA catabolic process; rRNA processing; ribosomal large subunit assembly
Cellular component (GO): preribosome, large subunit precursor; nucleolus
Molecular function (GO): RNA binding
Source: RefSeq, a predicted model, not a curated record
GUCAGCGGUUGGUCGUCGUUGCUCAUCAAAUGCCCAAGUCUAAGCGUAACCAAGUCGUUAACCUCACUAAGGUCACCAAGCGUCAGACUCGAGUUAAGAAGGAUAAAGCCAUUGAGGAGAUCCGGGAAUGCCUCGAAAAGUUCAGAUUCGCCUACGUCCUGAAGCUGGAGAAUCAGCGCAACAACCUCUUGAAGGGCCUCAGAGAUGAUCUUAAACCUGGCCGAUUAUUCUGCGGGAGGAAUAAGGUCAUGCAAGUUGCCUUGGGAGUGGACCCGGAGUCGGAGUGCCAAGAAGGCAUCCAUGCUUUAUCCGAGCAUAUCAGUGGUGAAGUCGGCCUGCUGUUAACCGACAUGACCGCUGAUCAGCUCUCAGAUAUCUUGGUUAACCACGAGCAGUCCAACUUCGCCAGAAGUGGAUGUGUGUCUACUGCCGAUAUCACUUUGGAGGCUGGCGACGAUGCUCUGUCGCGCUUUCCUCACAGUCAAGAGCCCUUCCUGCGUAAACUCGGCCUACCGACUCUUCUCGUUAACGGCAAGAUCCGUUUAAUGGGUGAUUAUGAAGUGUGCAAAACUGGCAAGGCAUUGACUCCAGAACAGUGUCAACUAGUGAAGCUCCUCGGCAUACCCAUGGCGAUCUUCCGUGUUACGAUCAUCGCUCAAUGGUCCAAAGAGGACAGCCAAUGUACCAUCUACGAGGAGCAGCAGGAAGGAGGCAUGGAGGUUGACGAUGCUCUAUCCGCUCCUCCACCAGUAGAGACAGUAGCUGCCUAAUACGCUGUCCCUCCCACGUCCUUACUGUUACUACGUUGUUGUAUAUUAUCGGGCAGUGAUGAUGUAACCACCCAUCCACCCGAUGAUCACCGCUUUCUACA